Molecule: messenger RNA, 1670 nt
Organism: Cervus elaphus (red deer)
Lineage: Eukaryota; Metazoa; Chordata; Mammalia; Artiodactyla; Cervidae
Product: myeloid-associated differentiation marker-like
Exons: 2
Coding region: 341-1231 (296 amino acids)
Cellular component (GO): cell-cell junction; plasma membrane
Source: RefSeq, a predicted model, not a curated record
GCUUAUUAGUUCCCUGUUCCUUACCAGGACCUCCUGUCCUAAAACAACUCAUGCAAAUGGUUUCUACGGUGCCUGGCCAGGGUAGACGGUUUCCAUCAGCGUGCUUCCUGUAACACUUUCUCACAGCCUGCUUUCGCUUUCUGUUGAGAGAAGGAAACUGGCCUCUGAAGGAGCUGUGGAGCUGUUGACUGAGUCCUGAGCCUCAGCCGUCACGGGGCCCUGGGUCAUUUUCAGGCAUCUGACUCAAUCCAUCUCCAGAUCUGGCUCAUUCUCUGGUGGAUCUUCAGUGAGGACCAUUGCCACAACCGGUGACCGUGACCUGCCUGACCGUCACAACACCAUGUCCACCAGGUCCACACCCCCAGACCAGGACUACUUGGCCUUGGUGUGGCUCUGCUUCCGCCUGCUGCAGUUGUUCUCCAGUUGUGUGGCCUUCUGCCUGGUGAUUUCUGGCCUUCGGAAGUGGCGCGUAGGUGCCAGGGCCGUAAAUAUCUGGGCCUUGCUCAUCUGGUUCCUCUCUUUGCCCAUAAGCCUCAUCGUAGUCAUGGUUGAGUUAUAUUACAUCCAGUCCCACUUUCAUUUCUCGUACCACAUGCCCCUCACAGAUGCCUGCUUCGCUGCCCACGUCUGUCUCUCACUAUACAUGGUUCAGUCUAUCCGGAGCCUUGGGUUUUCGCCUUAUGGCCCUUUCGUAGACCGGGUCAGUGCUGCCCUAUCAUUCACCUACAUUACGUGUUUCCUUUAUGGUGUAGAACUGUCGUGCUCGUGGAACUGCUACAAGCUCAAGGACCUCACCUGCGCUGUGUACACCACGCAGGGUGUGCUAAAGGUGCUGGAGAGCUUUGUGGCCUGUGUCAUCUUCGCCUUCAUCUCCAACACCUCCCGGCACCUGAAGGAGCCAGCUCACGAGUGGUGUCUAGCCAUCUAUUACAUCUGCUUCGCCCAAGCGAUCGUGGCCACGCUGCUGAACCUGGGCAACUGGGAGUACAGGCUGCCCGUCCAGGUUGUGCUGACCCUGCUCCCCGUCCUCCUCUACUCCACUGCUUUGGUUCUCUGGUCACUCUACCCAGUAAACGAGGAGAUUGAGAUCAAGCCCGAGGGAUUCUGGUACCUGUACAUAUUGGGGCUCACCCACUGCUCGAGUCGCGGGGACCAUCGACUGGCUGUGGCCAUCCUGACAGCCGUCAACCUGCUGAUUUAUGUGGCCGACCUGGUGAUUUCAACCCACUAGGUUUUUGUCAAGAACUGAGGAUCAGCCCUCUUGUUAAUGGAGGUUUCUACACUAAGCUCUGAUGUCAUCUUCCUGGCUCCCCUUCUCACAUCCUUCCCCAUUCUUCUCUCUCUCUUUUCUGCUUCCUUCUCUCCAUUUGCUCUUUGUCCCGUUUUAUGUGUUUGCCCACACCCUGUUUUGUCUUUCCCUUGCUUCUCUCAUCUUUUCUACAUUUUCUGCCUUUGCCCCUUUUCUGAUCAUCCUUGGUUUUCUCGUCUCCUAUGUCCUGACCAUUUUCCUGCUGAUCCAUCAAGAUCAGACUUCUUCCUUGUCGGGAGCCGCAGGGAUGCACCCAGUCCGUGACAAGGUCAUGGGACGAGAAAGGAACCUGAAAGGCAUCUCUUCCCCUCGAGGUUGUCCUGGGGGCCCGGUAUGUCCCUUUCUUCCUUCUGUCUUACUG